Molecule: messenger RNA, 1906 nt
Organism: Exserohilum turcica Et28A
Lineage: Eukaryota; Fungi; Ascomycota; Dothideomycetes; Pleosporales; Pleosporaceae
Product: glycoside hydrolase family 47 protein
Exons: 2
Coding region: 1-1791 (596 amino acids)
Biological process (GO): N-glycan processing; carbohydrate metabolic process
Cellular component (GO): endoplasmic reticulum; Golgi membrane
Molecular function (GO): mannosyl-oligosaccharide 1,2-alpha-mannosidase activity; calcium ion binding
Source: RefSeq, a predicted model, not a curated record
AUGGCGCUGCUCAGGCGCUAUAGCCUCUACACGGUCCUCACCAUCGGUCUUUUUUACUUUCUUUACUGCCUCAGCUUUCCUUACGAGAAUCCCGACCCCCCGGCCGUAGUCGGCAACCACGACAAAAACGACAACCACGAGAACCAAGAACGGACGCAGAAAUACCAGUCCUUCGAUUGGACCAAAGUACCAUUCAAGCACCGCAUCGAGUCCUUUACCCCGCUACCGAGCGGCAAGCCGAAAGCACUGCCCAAGAUACAGUUCAAGUUUGGCGAGGAAGACGCGGCAGCAAAGAAGAUACGCGAGGCAAGGAGAGAGGAUGUCAAGAAGCAGUUUCUCAAGUGCUGGAGGAACUACCGGACUUAUGCAUGGAUGCACGAUGAGAUUCAUCCUAUAAGCGGGCAGGUGUCAAACAGCUAUGGAGGCUGGGCGACUACGCUCAUUGAUGCGCUCGACACGCUCUACAUCAUGGGAUUCGAGGAUGAAUUCUCAACCGCCAUCAAAGACAUUGAGAUGAUUGACUUUGGGUACACGGACCAGGAAAUAAUUAACGUCUUCGAGACCAACAUCCGACAUCUUGGCGGUCUUCUCGCUGCCUAUGAGCUGAGUGGCGAAAAACGAUUGCUGAAUAAGGCAAAGGAAGUUGGCGAGAUGCUGUACCAUGCCUUCGAUACCCCCAACCACAUACCAGCCACCCGAUGGCAGUUCCGCGCCGCAGGCGAGGGCAAGCCCCAGGAGCCAGAGGAGCAUAUGCUUCUUGCGGAGAUUGGUAGCAUGACUCUGGAAUUUACGCGCCUCUCGCAAUUGACCGGAGACCCCAAGUGGUACGAUGCAGUUGAUAGAAUCACCAGGCUUUUGGAGGAACAACAAGACCAGACCAAGCUACCGGGCAUGUGGCCCAUCAUUCUGAACGGUCGGACCGCCAAUUUUACGGAAGAUUACCACUUCGGCCUGGGAAGUAUGGCCGACUCGACGUAUGAAUACCUUGGCAAGGAGUACAUCCUGCUCGGUGGACAAGAGCCCAUCUACCACAAGAUGUACGAGAAAUCGAUGAACGCUGCCAUCGAAAACACUCUAUUUCGCCCUUCCAACCCCCAAAACGUCGACAUGCUCAUGUCAGGUAUCGUCAUGGCCGAUGGUACAAGAAAAGAGCUGGACCCAGUGAUGGAGCAUCUAGCUUGCUACACAGGUGGCAUGUUUGCGCUAGGCGGAAAGGUGUUCGAAAACGAAGAGCACGUCGAUAUUGGCCGCAAACUAGCAGGCGCCUGUGUGUGGGGCUACAAGGCUUCUCCCUCGGGCAUCAUGCCCGAAGUAUCGCGCCUCCUUCCAUGCGCCAACCUGACUACAUGCGAAUGGGAUGAAAAUGCCUGGCAUGAGGGCGUCAUGUCACGCCGGACUGGCGAAGAAAAGGGCCAGGACACCCUCAGGAACAUUGCUAGCUUGCGCCUUCCGGACGGCUUCACCUCGAUCGAUGAUAGGCGGUAUCUUCUCAGGCCCGAAGCCAUUGAGAGCGUCUUCAUCAUGCACCGUCUUACAGGCGAGCAGCAGUGGCAGGCCGCAGCAUGGGACAUGUGGACAGCCAUUAUGCGCGCCACCGACACGGACAUUGGUAACUCGGCCUUGACAGAUGUUUCUGCUGAUUCGCCGCCGAGGGAAGAUCGCAUGGAGAGCUUCUGGUUGGCCGAAACACUAAAGUACUUUUACCUUACCUUCAGUGAGCCGACUACAAUUAGUCUGGAUGACUGGGUCUUCAACACUGAAGCUCAUCCGUUCAAGAUCCAAAAACCGUAGUAAUGUAAGACACACACAUACACACAUAUAUAGAUGGGGCUACCCUUUGCGAAAAGGACGGGAAAAUCGGCUAGCUUACUGUUGAUAUGGCAGCAGUUAUUGCGGAUUGAUUUAU